AUGCUAACACACCAUAGGCAGGAGUUCUACGUCAGGUUCAAGGGCCCGGUAGAGACGCCAUUCGAAGGUGGCCUCUGGAAGAUCCACGUCGAGCUCCCCGACCAAUACCCCUACAAGAGUCCCAGCAUCGGAUUUGUUAACCGUAUCUUCCAUCCCAACAUCGAUGAACUCUCCGGCUCCGUCUGUCUCGAUGUCAUCAACCAGACCUGGUCACCAAUGUACGACAUGAUCAACAUCUUCGAGGUCUUCCUUCCCCAACUCCUGCGCUACCCCAACCCAACCGAUCCCCUUAACGGAGAAGCUGCGGCGCUGUUGAUGCGGGAACCGAAAAGCUACGAUGCCAAGGUCAAGGAAUACGUUCAAAAGUACGCCAACAAGGAUACCGCUGAAGACUCCGACAAAGACGAUGGCGACGACGAUGAGAUGAGUUCGGUUGGUAGCUAUGAGUCGGGUGAUGAGGAUGAGGCGGCAGGGAACAUGGAGGAUAUCUGAGAUCCUAUCAGCCUCCCUUCGUACUAUUCACGGCCCUUCCUCUUCACUCUGUCUCCAUGGCUGGCGAUAUGGCGCACAAAGGGUACGUUGCUACUUAUUCCCCUGGUAUUUGGCUGCUUCACGGUUUGGGUAUAGGAUGAGACUUUUCUGUUGGCGUUUUCGUUGAUUACUUUCGGACAACAUGAGAGGGGUUAGAGAAUAUGCUAUUACCAUUCCAUCGUCCCUGGCCUUUGUAGACGGAAUGACUGGAUAGCCUUUCCGAAUCUAAAUUUCUGUGGCAAUGUCUGGAUUCGUGUAUGUCGUGUCAAGUACCUUAUGGUUUCAUUGUUUGCGGCCAUCUUCUUCGCUUGCAUAAACUCGGUUCUAAUCUCGUGUAUUUUCGCUCGAUUCCGACAGCCAAGGAAGACCAAUCGAGCCAUACCAUCACAGCAACAUCAAC
Molecule: messenger RNA, 931 nt
Organism: Alternaria alternata
Lineage: Eukaryota; Fungi; Ascomycota; Dothideomycetes; Pleosporales; Pleosporaceae
Product: ubiquitin-conjugating enzyme E2 H
Exons: 4
Coding region: 1-492 (163 amino acids)
Biological process (GO): protein polyubiquitination; ubiquitin-dependent protein catabolic process
Cellular component (GO): nucleus
Molecular function (GO): ubiquitin conjugating enzyme activity
Source: RefSeq, a predicted model, not a curated record